AUGCCACCAACGCAGGGUGCAUUGAUAUUUGGAACAAUCUUUAUUAUAAGCGGCAUAUUCGCAAUGGUAUUUAAUGCAACUAUAAUAAUGGCAUUGUGUCGUAUGAGGCGAAGCAUUUUGUCACGCAUUUUUUACAUACUUAUUUUGAACUUUGCCCUCAUAGACUUGCUUAAAAGCAUAUGCUUAAUUGUAUGGGCGUUAAAAAUGCUCCCCACGAGCAUCAGCUCAUCAAUGUAUUUCAUGAAAGCUGAUCAAUUAGCACUAAUGAUUUUACGUUUCUCAAACUUAGCAACAAUAUUGAACUUGUUGAUGAUCACAUUAAACGAGUAUGCUUAUAUUGUUUAUCCUUUUCACUAUCGACAGUUUGUCACAAACGCGAGAACAAUAAUAUUAAUAAUAGCUUGUUGGCUAAUAGCCUGGGGAUUCACGUUAUCAAUAUUGCUCAUUAGGUCACGGAAGCAGUCUAUUUACAUCAAGCCUGAUUGCUUAGUACAGCAAAAACAAUUUGCAUGUUUUGUACGUACUGGACAAACAUCGACUGAAAUGGAAUAUGUGUACAACAUUGUCAUUAUUGUAUUUUGUUUUGUAUGUCUUGUUAUUGCUAUUGUGUGUUACAGUGCACUGAUCAGAGUGAUUUCAAAAAUCAUUCGAACUGACACUUCGCUUUUGCAUUUAGAAGAGUUGAAUAGAACAAAAAGGCAGUUAUUAAGAAGAAACAAAUAUGUAAUUGUCAUUGGUAGUGUUUUGUCAAUUUAUAUUGUCUAUCUAAUCUCUUAUUCAGCCAUCAAAUUUCUAUUCGUCAGUCGGCUUAAAAGGUAUAUUAUAUAG
This is a messenger RNA of Thelazia callipaeda (thelaziosis nematode), 828 nucleotides long. NCBI's taxonomy places the organism in Eukaryota, Metazoa, Nematoda, Chromadorea, Rhabditida, Thelaziidae. The record is from the annotation of a GenBank genome assembly.